ACAACAAACGUUACCCCCAUUGAAAGGCGAGAGAUUCAUGUCCAAGAGAAACGAGGGAGAGAGAGGAACAAAAAAAAGAAAAGCUGAUUGCCAAAAAGAGGGGGUGUGAAGUGUGAACGAACAAAGAAAGAAAAGCAAAAGGAGGCAGUAAUGGCAAUAUUUAGAAUUCGUUGUUGUUCGCAUAAUCUAGAUGAAUCGAGCUUAGUUUUUGUCAUACAGCCAUACAGGCAUGGGUAUUUUCCCUGCAGGCCUUCCUUUUUUCAGACAGGCUACAGCUUCGUUUUUGCCAUUGUAUAUGGUCACCCGUAAUUUUUUUAUUUUCGGUGAAUUGGUCACCGGGAAUUCUCUUACUCCCUGUGAUGUGUCGUUGAUCUAUACAUGAUUUACAGGAUACGAAGCCGUAUGUGAAGAUUAAUCUCUCUCUCUCUCUCUCUCUCUCUCUCUCUCUCUCUUUAUGUGGAUUUGUCUGUCUAGACCAAGGGUUUUUUCGUUCAGCCUUCAUUCUUACCCCCACCAGGCCACCGGCUUCGUUCCUGCCAUUGUAUAUGGUCUCCCGGAGGUUUGACGAGCGUUCAGGGAAGUCCGAUGGCGGCCGACGGCGUAAUACGUCAUACGUGGACCCAAUCGGCGGAGGCCAUGGAAAAGCGGGUCUACAUGUCAGGGCAGACACGUGGCGUGUUGGAAGUGGAAGCGUGAGGCUUUCUAAGUUCGCAAAGAGUUAGCAAGUACCUACAACAGACAACAGUCCUUUUCUUGUCUUCAAUCAUCAUGAUGGAACCCUAAGCCUCAUACUUUCACGAGGUUCACGCGCCUCCUUCCCCCUCCGGUCUGCCACAGUCUUUCAGUGGAACUCCCCACCGUGCACCGCUUCUUCAGUUCUGCUUAAACCAGAUUUGACCAUGAUUUGUCUGAUGAUGUCAGAUCUUAUUAUAUCAGAGUUUUCCUAUCAGAUCAAUCAUUAUUAUCAAACCUUUUGCAGGAGCCGUCGCGGGCGGGUGGCAGUAGAUCAAGCCUCUGAGGGUAAGGGUAAGAGUAAGGGUUGGGUUCGGAUCUGACAAUUUUUUGUUCAGGAUGGAAGGGAAGGAUAAUAAUUGGACUUGCAAGAGAGGAUUUGCUAUUCGAGUAGGGUUCUUCCGUCUGCCCUAUUCGAACAUAACAAAUUAACAACAAAAGAGACGAAGAGAAUCGAAAAGUUAUGGAUGAUGAAGGAUGAACCCUAGGUGUGAAUCCUGAGUGCUUGAGUCUUGAUGCAGCACAAACGACGCCAACCAUAUCAAGGGAAGACAAAAGCUCAACGAAAGACAGCAUGAAAGAUCAAGGGGUUGGAAGAACUCUUAGGUUCUGGGUCCCUGAUGAUAAAGGAUGAACUCCAAGGACUUCAGAGCCACUGAUUCAGUGCAAGUAUUUGGACACGUAAAUGUGAUGUUGAUUGGAUCUUUUGAUGAGUUGAUAAAUGUCAAUCAUAGCCACGACCCAAGAAACGCAGCAGAAUUCUCUCUAGUUGAUUUUCAACUGAAGAAGAGCCAGUUAAUUAUAACUAGGGGUAUUGAUUAUAAUUGACUGGCUCCUCUCCAAUUCCUCUAAACCGGAGAGGUUCCUCUGAACUGGAGAUGAUCAUUGUCCCCAAGAAACGGCGUUGCACGGAGUAACUCCAGGUGUCCUCCAUCUACAAUAGGACCCAAUUCAUUCGCCUCCCGCGCACGGUAACACUAGCUCAAAUAUUUAAAGAAAACGUUCUUUAACAAAUCCCUCUUUCUCCUCCGAUUCCUAAUUCUUCUGUGAAAGCAUUGAAACCGUGUUGAUUGCAUAGAGAGUUAAGGAAGCUGCAGCUGAAAUCACUGGGCAGGACUCGCUUCUUCUGACCAGGAAUAGCAAGGUUCAAAGUGAGUGGAUUCAAACAUAUAUCACAAGAUGACGAUUGAGAGGGUAGCAAAUAUCAUAUUGUCAAAAUACUUCACAGGACGAGGAUUCCUCAAUGAAAGAAGUUUAUGCAUUUGUAUAGAACAAAUACACACACCGGUUGUCAUACCAUAGCAUACAAAGUGGCAAGCAGGACAAGUCAAAUAUGCCAUCAAUGUUGAUGGGUCAAUGAAGCCACGUCGUAGACAUGGCGUGCAGCCAGCUUCUUUCCAAUGAUCUCCUCAAGCGUUGAACUAGGAUGGGCUUUCAUGAGAAGCGCAGACAUUCUUCCGGUGGAAGUUCUGGGAGCAAUGAGAGGAAUUCAAAUUUGCUUGGCUAAAAAGUUUGAUAAUGUCUCAUUUCAAACAGACGCCAAGACUGUGGAGCAACUGAUCCAUAAUGACAUUUAUUUUAGAGAGGCUUGUUCUAAGAAUAUAAUUGAUAAGAACACAAGAGACUACAUCUCUUACUCGAGAGCCGUGUUGCAGAAGACUCAUUGGCCACUAGGAUAUGUUCCCCGUCAAGCAAACAUGGCGGCAGAUUAUAUUGCUAAGUAUGCAAGAAUUUUAAAACAGAGUCGUUGGCCGGAUUCAAGGGACUAUGAACAUUUGCAAGAUGUUCAUAUGAACGGCGAGAGGAUAUACAUGACUAAUGCCAUUCCACAUGGGUUGAAAGGCAUCCUUACUAAUGACAUGGGUCUAUUUCCGAUCAUUGGAAAGAAGCUGGCUGCACGCCAUGUCUACGACGUGAAAGUGCCAAUGUCAGAGGUUAAUCAACAUACGACCAACAAUGUGGAAAACAUGGCAGAAUGGAGAGCUGAAUUGGCAUACUUGAUGGGGCAAAAGUAUCUUAAAUGCUUUUAUGUUGAGAUCUAUAAUGUGGAUGCACUGGUGGAGCAGCUUGAAGCGACAGUGAAAUACAACAUUAUGAAGACUACAUAUUCGGACAUGAUGUUAUACGAAAUGUUGCAUGGUUUUGAUGUCCUAAACCAAAUGGUUUAUCAAGUAGCUUACAAGAAUCAGCAGCUACGUGCACGACUGGUCUUCCAACUUUGGAACAACGAAAAUUGCCAAAAAAAACAACUUCUUGAGCCUUUGGCGAGAGUGAAAUAUCCUGCAACCCAAUUGGAUUUGGGCAAUUUCGAUUUCGACGAUGUAUCUCUUCAGUUAAAGAUUACAACGAGGUACGGACGAAUCAGAGGGUAUGAUGAAUGGGACGUGGUAUUGCAGAAUUACAAGCAAGGACUGAAAAAUAUACCCGAAUAUGAUUUCGGUGUGAGCAUGCUGCAGGACAACCUUGUUUUUCCGGCUGAGGAAAUUCUAUAUAACGAAAUAUGAACAAAGCUGGGAUCUCACCAGUUAAAAGUUGCACAAUUUGGCGGUUAUGAGGUUGGCCAGUGGAGAAAGGAGCAUGGAGGAUGUGCUACCAGUAUACCAUGAACAAAACUUUUACACUUUUCUGCAAAAUAUAGUUAAAUUUUAUAACAUAUUAAUCACUUCUUACUUUGUUCAAACAAAUAUUCCAUCUUUCACUUACCCUUCGCUAUACCAGUAUACCAUAGACAGGAGCAUGAUUAUGCCAAGAAGAAAAACAAUUUUCUUUUGUUAAUACUACUGUUGUGCGCUUUACUUCU
Molecule: messenger RNA, 3532 nt
Organism: Alnus glutinosa
Lineage: Eukaryota; Viridiplantae; Streptophyta; Magnoliopsida; Fagales; Betulaceae
Exons: 18
Coding region: 2133-3236 (367 amino acids)
Molecular function (GO): RNA-DNA hybrid ribonuclease activity; nucleic acid binding
Source: RefSeq, a predicted model, not a curated record